GUUGAUGCUCAUUGCUCUGAGCAACGUAGCUUGAUCAUCGCGCACAGGUGCAUAAAGCCAAUUAUCAAAGUCUGCUGAAGGAUUGUUUUUUAGCUUGGAACAAAAAACAGCAGUGCUGUGGUCAUGGGAUCGAAGAAAGCGUGCGAGCAUUACUGGAAGCCCUUCAAAAACGACUGUGAAGAGUUCCUGGGCUGCUUCCAGCAAACAGAGACUGUGCGUUAUGAAGAGUUUUCCGUCAUCUGGAGAGAGAUGGAUUUCUCCAGUGUGUUUUUUGGAAACCAGUCUCACCAUGAGAAGAAAUCCUUCACUCGGCUUGCUCUCACCAUAGUCUGCAAUUACUUUAUACCCCCAUACAGCUUUCAAAUCAGAGUAGGUGCCCUGUAUAUGCUGUAUGCCCUUUACAACCAGCAACUUGUUUGGCCCAAGGAAAAGAUCAGAGUUGCUCUGAAGGAUUGGUUCCAAAUACAACAGUUCAUCGCAGAGGCAAAAACGUGCCAGCAUUUGGAUGUUGUUUACAUCUUCUGCAGGCUCUUGUCAGAUAAGGCAUUUUAUUUCACCGCAAUGCCCAAGAAGCUGACAUUUGAAUCGAGCGAUCGGGUUCAGCAUGAUGUAAAUGAAGACUUUCGAGCCCGCAAGGACAAAGUGGCCGAACUUGCUUCUUUUGAAAUGCUGGAAGAGAUUGCAAAUGUGCAUCGCCAUUACGAGAGAAUGAAGAAUUCGUUACUUCCCCCAUCGGCAGGGGUGACGCUGCAGAACCUGGCAGGUGCAGUUCAAAAAUGCACCCUUGAGUACAAGCAGUGGCAGGAACAGAUUGCAGCUGCUAGGAGUAAAGAUGCUACAAAGAAGGAUGCCAACCAGAAGUCAGAGUCCUCAGAUAGAGCAGAUAUGCUUGCUGCCAUCAAAUCCAAAUCAUAUGGUCUUCUGACAAAGGAAUCAAGAUCAAGGCGUCACAGACAGAUCGAGAGGGUCACGACAGGCUAUGGAACUGAAUUCCGAUUUCAUCGCAAAAAGAAGCCCCCCUCUCUUAGAGCCAGAACCUACCGAACUCUUGGCGACCCAGGGGAAUCAGAACAGACACAGGAAUGGCUUCUGAGUGUGAUGGCGGAAGACAAGAACGCACGUAAGUCCUGUCUCGAAAUAAAUGGGCUAUGUUCAUAUUUGUGUUAUGAUGUGGUAUCUAAGAUGUACUUUUAAUUCUUUCUAUUUCAGUCAAACGCAGAGAUCUUAAAAGAUUCAACUGGUCAGAGACAGAGUAAUUAUUCUGAGACGUUAUUUGAAAUGGCAAAUUUCCUGCCUUGGCUCAUAUCUAUUGAUACAUAUUGUUUUUUUACUAUUUUGUUGUUAGAAAGUAUUUAAUUAGCUUUUGUGUG
This is a messenger RNA of Triplophysa dalaica, 1370 nucleotides long. It is a transcript of the gene snapc1a, whose product is annotated as small nuclear RNA activating complex, polypeptide 1a. Gene Ontology annotation, biological process: snRNA transcription by RNA polymerase II; snRNA transcription by RNA polymerase III. Bases 124 to 1194 code for a protein of 356 amino acids. NCBI's taxonomy places the organism in Eukaryota, Metazoa, Chordata, Actinopteri, Cypriniformes, Nemacheilidae. The transcript is spliced from 10 exons. Gene Ontology annotation, molecular function: sequence-specific DNA binding. Gene Ontology annotation, cellular component: snRNA-activating protein complex. The record is from RefSeq and is a predicted model, not a curated record.